AUGCAAGAAGAUGAAUCGUACAGUAUCCUAGGAACUCUGAGAUAUGAUCCACAACUGACAACUAUAACCGAGGACAAAGAAGGAACGAGUACCUUUCUAACUGUGAAGUCGAAUUGGGGAUCAUACCACUUACCGUCAGAUGACAAUGGCUAUAAAUUUCCAGACUCAUUUGAUCUUAAUGAUGUUAGGAUAAAAACAGAACUUGGUGACAGUACAAAGGUUAAUUUCAGCGGGAAUAAAUACGCUAUCAUUGAUAUCACUCAAUACAAUUCUACAAAAUAUGAUGAUAUUAGACAUAUAAGGUCUAUUCUACUAGAAAGAUUUUUAUUUUAUGAGCAACAGAUUGGAAGAAUGAUAUUUACUGCUAAGGCGCUAGGAUUACGGGCUAUUCCGAGCCCCCAGAGUAUUCAAGAGUUAUUAUUACAAGGUAUUGUUGGACAUAAAGGUUAUAACUGGGAUAGUAGAAGUAACUUAAUAACAGCUCUUAAGAAAAAUAAUUCUACUUAUAAAAUGAGGAUUUUACUGGAUAAAGAAGGUGUGUUACAAAUUCAAAGAACGGAGAUACCAACACUACCGUAUUCCAUUAAUUAUUUCUAUAAAAAUAUAUUGGGUGGUGUAUUAGAAUCAACUGAACCAACUUGGGAUAUAUUCCUUGACGAUUACCCUAUAAUAUCAUCACGUUUUACUACAUAUAAGACAACUAAUCGUGACCACUACGAUUUUGCAAGACGUGUAUUACAGCAAAAGGUUUCAGCCUAUCGUACUGAUGAUAGCAUGGCGAAAAGUGAAAUAUUAUUAUUUAAUAAGGAUAAUAUUAUUACUGAGGGUAGUAUCACAAAUAUUGCGGUGAAUGUUACAGACGAAAAUGGUACCAAAUAUGUUACACCAUUUUUGACUUCUGGUUGUCUAUGCGGUACAAUGAGAUAUUACUUGCUCAAAAAAGGUUAUAUUGAGGAAGGUGUUAUCCAAAAAAGCAGCAUAAACGUUGGAGAUUCGAUUUUAUUAUUUAAUGGUGUGAUGGGAUGUGUUAAAGGGAUCGUGAGAGGGUGA
Messenger RNA from Maudiozyma barnettii, 1050 nucleotides. RefSeq names its product aminodeoxychorismate lyase ABZ2 (gene ABZ2). The transcript has a single exon. The record is from RefSeq and is a predicted model, not a curated record. Gene Ontology annotation, molecular function: catalytic activity. Bases 1 to 1050 code for a protein of 349 amino acids. NCBI's taxonomy places the organism in Eukaryota, Fungi, Ascomycota, Saccharomycetes, Saccharomycetales, Saccharomycetaceae.